AUGGAUGUCUUCACCAGACUCGCUUCCGGAAUUUACAUACGCCAAAACCAUCAGGGAGACCAAGACCACCGGCCGCAAGCUCAGCGCACUCGUCCUCGCCAGGCACGCCAGGCUCUCCCGGUCCAUGACCUCCAAGACGGGACACUCCACCGCAAAAUAGCCGACACCAACGAUUACGUGGCGGAAGCAAAGUCCGAGUACGACUCCCUGCGCAAGCAGCGCCGACUCCUACGCGAGAGACUCGAGCAGUUGGACGCGAAGAUGGGGAAGCAAGAGGAGAGGAUCGUGCAGUUGCAGGACUGUCGUAGCAUGUUGUUGGACGAGCAGAAGGCGAGGGAGAAGCACCGUCGGGGAAAGAAGGGUGACAAAGGGAAAGAGGAUCGUCGUCGAGGAGGCUGGUGA
Molecule: messenger RNA, 402 nt
Organism: Fonsecaea nubica
Lineage: Eukaryota; Fungi; Ascomycota; Eurotiomycetes; Chaetothyriales; Herpotrichiellaceae
Exons: 1
Coding region: 1-402 (133 amino acids)
Source: RefSeq, a predicted model, not a curated record